CUUUCUCUCCGCUGGCUACUUUAUAAGGGCGAGCAUGACUCGGUCUACUGGCUACAUUCCUGUGUCUCAUGAAAUGUCUAACUUCUUCAGCACUUCUCCUAUUUUCAAAACUCGUGAAUCUACUAUUGUAUUCAGCUUGAUCUGUUUGGAAGCGGUUCUAGUAUGCUUCUUGGAAGGCUUCGUGGUGAUGAAUCACUUGCAAUUGGUCAGCAACUGUAACUUAUCACCGGCUGCGGAAGGUGUCAGCGUCUCUGAUUUGAUUUACCAUGCUCUUUUCAUCGUAUCGCAAGUCUUUCAAAUUGUUCUAUGCGUAGACGCUCUUUACCAAAGAAAUACAGCACAACUGAUUGCUCUAGUGCUCUACGGUCUCCUCGUUGUUGCUACGGUGGCAUUCAACUCCAGCAACAUAUCAUUUUGGAACAGAUUGGAUGUGGUAACAUCGACUAUUGGGACCCAGUUGAUCCUCGAUGGAGUAGAGACCCUGCUGGUCAACAAAUGGCUAUUCUCUAUUACGAACAUCGUAUGCGACCUUUAGAGUAUACCAUUAUUGCUCUCAUCCCAUUGUUCUUUAUUGUCAUUGCCUUCUUUGCCUGGAAACUGCGAAAAAGCUUUGCAUGGUAAAUAUUGUUUCAUCUCGCUUUGAAAUGUUUUGCUUUUUCUGACUGGUUUGUUCUAAUUUAGGGAUAACUAUCGCAACUUUUCGGCUGAUGUCCGGUAAGUUCAGC
Molecule: messenger RNA, 725 nt
Organism: Umbelopsis ramanniana AG
Lineage: Eukaryota; Fungi; Mucoromycota; Umbelopsidomycetes; Umbelopsidales; Umbelopsidaceae
Exons: 5
Coding region: 35-535 (166 amino acids)
Cellular component (GO): Golgi apparatus
Source: RefSeq, a predicted model, not a curated record